This is a messenger RNA of Coccinella septempunctata (seven-spotted ladybird), 822 nucleotides long. RefSeq lists its product as uncharacterized. Lineage: Eukaryota; Metazoa; Arthropoda; Insecta; Coleoptera; Coccinellidae. The transcript has a single exon. The coding region runs from base 1 to 822 and encodes 273 amino acids. The record is from RefSeq and is a predicted model, not a curated record.
AUGGCGCACUUAUUGAAUUUAGUUGUGGAUGGUGCCAUAAAAGAGAAUGCAAGGAUUUUAGAAUUGGCAAAUAGGGUGAAAACGAUUGUUACCUAUUUUAAACAAUCAGUGAAUGCAAUGGAUGAUUUGCGAGCAGAACAAGAGGGCCAGAAGAAAGAGGGACAAGUAUUGACGCUUAUCCAAUCUGUGAGUACUAGGUGGAAUUCCUGUUUGGAUAUGCUGGAGAGGUUCAGUGCGUUGUCAGCCAUUGUGGCUAAGAUUUUGGCCACAAGAAGAAACACACCUGACAUGGUAACAUCGGCAGAGUUAGGUGUUAUAAGGGACUUAAUUGUUCUGCUCACCCCAUUUAAACAAGCUACUGAGGAGGUUAGUGGAGAUCAGUACGUGACUGCUAGUUUAGCAAUUCCCAUUGCAAACUUACUGCAGAAAGGUUUGGAGCAGGUAAAACCUUCUUCAGAAUUAGGUUCUGCAAUGCAAAAAAGUUUGCAUAACUUGGUAAUUGCUAAACUAGAACCACUAGAGCGCAAUCCCUAUCUGUCAAAAGCAACGAUGUUGGACCCUCGUUUAAAGCGGAUUCAUUUCAAGUCAUCUGUUGCUGUUUCUACAGCUAUAUCGGAGUUGACCAGGGAAAUACGUGCUGAACACAGGCGCAGGGGGCAACUUUCCCCUGAACACACAACAACUACUGCAGUUUCGGACUCUGAAAAUUCUCCGCCAUCAUUGUGGUCUGGGUACGAAAAGAUUGUGACAGAUAUUGUUGCAGCUUCAGCUAGCACAAGUUCACAUGCAACAUCUUCUGGUGGUGGAUGCCUAGCGAACUGA